Messenger RNA from Lindgomyces ingoldianus, 1005 nucleotides. RefSeq lists its product as uncharacterized. NCBI's taxonomy places the organism in Eukaryota, Fungi, Ascomycota, Dothideomycetes, Pleosporales, Lindgomycetaceae. The record is from RefSeq and is a predicted model, not a curated record. The coding region runs from base 234 to 809 and encodes 191 amino acids. The transcript is spliced from 2 exons.
CCAACGGCAACCCCCAGCCUCCAGCGGUCGUAGUGCCCUGAUCCUGCGGCGCAGUCAUGAUGAAUAGUGAAGUUCAUUUGCUGACCGUCGCUGCCUGCAGUCUUUAUUUCUUGCUUCACUCCUCUAGCUAACCUGACACUGAUAUCGAACUUCCCGCACCCGCGUUCCCCCACCACCCACUGGAUUUAAGACAGUCCUUACAGAGCACUAGUAGUGGCGAUUAAGAGACUUUCAUGGAGGACCCUAUACAGGAACCGUAUCAAGACUCACCGUCAUCGUCUCGAGCUCCCUCAUCAACGCCAUCGGCUAGCAGUUCUCCCUGGAAGCCUCUCCCUUCCAUCCCAAGCCCGGCACCAGCUUCACAAGAGCCAUAUCACGAUGAACCCUCGGCGUCUCCUGAAGCCGGCCACACGACACCCUCCCGAACGCCUCGUUAUCGUGCCGCAGCCGACGCUGCAAACAGCCCCCCAUACUUCCCACCAUACUCAGAUAUCGUACCCGACUCCGACGACGACGUGCCCCUAGCAUACCUAUACCCUCUUCCAACCGAAGCACCACCCUCCUACCAUGUCGCCGUGCAACAAUCAUAUCGAGCUACCCUGAUCUCCCAUAUACCAUCCGACUUGAAUAUUUCUGACAUAGUGGAUGAGGAGGCAGACAUUGAGCGUGUACAAGUGGAUGAUGUUCGCUUUGGGGUCGAGCGAGUGCUUGCGAAAUUGAUCGUUGCGAUGAUACUCUUACUGAUAACGUUAAUUUUUGUCUGGUAUAUCUUCAUAGUCCGAUCGCUCCCUUUCUGUUGCGGCUCUUGAUGAAGAAACUGCUGCGAGGAGGGAUGCUUGAGCGCUUCCAGUUCAGCCACUUGGUCUGUCGGACACCCUAAGUCUUGGGGGGGGAGCGGUGAGCGUUGGAACUAUUAUGAUACCUAUGGACGCAAGACCUAUGGAGUUUUUAGUAUGGCUUGGUUUCCUUUAAUCCCUUUGGAUAUGAAUCACAAGCAUCUUAAAG